CUGUAUUGUCUUACCUUUCCAGUUGUGGUUGAAUUUUUUUCCCCAUCUUUUUUGCAACCAUCACCACCGCUAUGUCGUCUCUUCUUCGGGAGGAAAUGCAACGAGUUUUGUUCAGACCUGCAAAACAAAGACUAGUUGAGUUUAUUGAAAUUGAGGAGCCACCACAAGGCAGGCAUUUUCUCUGUGUCUCAGUUGCAAAAAGACAGGUACAGUUAUCCAUUGUGCGAUGCCAGAUAACACAGACCACUAUAAAAACUGGAUCCAAGAGGUCCCAAACCAAACGCUCCAGCAUACAGGACUGCUACAAAAGGACAGAGAUUUGGUUUCUGGAGGACUUGAGUCUAGUCGAUGGCCGGGAUCCUGAUGUGGAUGACCCUUGUUUCCUGCUGCACUUCAGUAAAGUGCGGACAGUGACUGCCAUCAGCUGCUCUGCCAAAUAUUCCAUCGUCCGGGCGCUGGUGGCACUGAGUGACCAGUACUGUCAGAGGACGCUGAACCUUCGGAACUUUGACUGGGUCUACAUCAAACCCACUUCCUUUUACUCCAACAGAGGAGACUGUGUGGUGCUUUCACAGAUAUGCUUCUAUGCAUUUAACUUGGUUUGCCUGUCUAUGUGUCCCGUGCCCCUGGAUGCGUAGGUGCAGUAAUUCACACACAGAAGUCCAUGUUUAAUGUAGUGAUACUGUGGAUUAUCUUACAUCACUGUGCAAGUCCAUUUUUGUCUAUUGUGGUGUCAAUCUAUCAUUUUUAGUAAAAUCGUGUGGUGUCUGCCAUCAUAUAAAAUGUAUUUUUGCUGUUGUAAUGAUCCUUUUAUUAAUGAAAGGCCUAUUUGAAACCCUAUGUAAAACUGGGCCAACUGUCAUUUGCAUAUUUU
Periophthalmus magnuspinnatus is the source of this 874-nucleotide messenger RNA. RefSeq names its product exocyst complex component 1 like (gene exoc1l). The coding region runs from base 72 to 638 and encodes 188 amino acids. The transcript is spliced from 3 exons. NCBI's taxonomy places the organism in Eukaryota, Metazoa, Chordata, Actinopteri, Gobiiformes, Gobiidae. The record is from RefSeq and is a predicted model, not a curated record.